Molecule: messenger RNA, 5531 nt
Organism: Phoenix dactylifera (date palm)
Lineage: Eukaryota; Viridiplantae; Streptophyta; Magnoliopsida; Arecales; Arecaceae
Source: RefSeq, a predicted model, not a curated record
UCCAUGUUUAGUCUGCCCCAACUCUUUGGUUCUCGCUCUCUCUCACCCGCCGAUCACUCUUUCGCUCUCCUGGCCACCCGUACUAUCUCAUCGCUCUUACCUCUCUCUCUCUCUCUCUCUCUCUCUCUCUCUCUCUCUCUCUAAUCUCAAAACCCUAAAUCUUGUGACUUUUCUGAUCGAUCGAGCGCUCGUUUUCCCUUUGAAAUCCGUCCUUUCGGCCUUCGAUUCGCUCGGAUUUGGAGGUUUUCUCUGGGUCGGGAGCCCUAAUUUGGGGCGCGACUUGGCGAUCUUUGUGCUCGCCGAUUGGGUGCGGUUCGGAUGGCGGAAGGGAAGGCAGAUCUGCCGGAGGAUCUCGUGCUCUUGAAGCCGGCCGUGGAGGCCUGGGCCGGCAAAGAUGUUCUUUCAGGUGGAAAUGACGAGGAGAAGGUUCUCAUGGGGUUUCUGGAUGAAUCAAAAGAUCAAGCAUCUUCUGAUAAUAGUAUUCCUUUGUCUCCUCAAUGGCUCUAUGCUAAGCCUAUUGAGAGCAAGAUCGGCCUUUCUGCUGCAUCUGGGGAUACUCGCCCACCAAAUUCUUUGACCCACGGAACCUUGUCUGAUUCGGCUCAGAAAGAUGUGUGGCGUUUGGAUGGAUCUCAAGAUAAGAAAGAAUGGAGAAGGAAUGUACCUGAUGUUGAAAGUACUCGCCGCUGGCGUGAAGAGGAGAGGGAAACUAGCUUGCUUGGUAGGAGGGAACGUAGGAAGGAAGCAGAUCGAGAUAUUGAGUACCGGAAAAAUGACCGCCGUUCAGACAAUACUUCUAGAGAAACUUCUGAGUCUAGGACUUUGCCCCCAUCUGAUCGGUGGCGUGACAGCAAAUGGUCGACAAGAUGGGGUCCAGAAGAUAGAGAGAAGGACCCUCGAACGGAGAAGAAGAUGGAUGUAGAGAAGGAGGAUUCUCACACUGAAAAACAAUCUUUUGUGGUUAAUCUUCGCCCAUUGUCUGAAUCUGAUUCUCGUGAUAAAUGGAGACCACGCCAUCGACAAGAAGUUUCUUCUGGUGGAUCUGCAGUAUAUCGCGCUGCUCCUGGGUUUGGGCUGGCUAGAGGACGUGCGGAGGGUUCAAGCGUGGGGUUUGCUCCCGGUAGGGGUAGGUCAAACUCCAUUGCUGGCUCGCCAUUUAAGUCAUCCUCUUCUGGACCAAUCGGUGCUGCACCUGCAUUUAAGACUGAAAAUGUACAUGGAAAGUCCGGAUUAUCUGCGGAGACAUUUUGCUACCCAAGGGGGAAACUUCUUGAUAUUUACAGAAAGCACAAGAUGUUGCCAUCUUCUGAUACUCCCCCUGAGGGCCUCGAGGAAGUUCCUUCAAUAACACAGUCUAGUGCUGUAGCACCACUGGCCUUUGUUGCACCUGAUGCAAACGAAGUGGCUCUUUUAGAUGACAUUUGGAAGGGGAAGGUUACCAGCAGUGAAGUAGCUUACGGCCGGGAUAGGAUGGAAAGAGAAAAUGACAGUGAGUUGGAUGUUGGUGACCUGUUCUUGAUUGAGAAGGAACAAGGUUUGCUUUCUACUAGCUCAACUGGAGAGGGAUUCUUUAUGAAUUCUGCAGAGCGGGAUUCUAGCCAUGUUGAAAGCAAAGACCCUGGUGCUAUGACUGCAGUUUCAGACAAUGAUGCUUACUAUAAUAGAAGGGUGUCAGGUUGUAUUAUUACCAAUUCUGAGGGUGAGAGAAAUGUCCUUAACAAUGAUGGAUGCAUGGGACACCCAGAUUUUAUCAAGAAUGCUAAGUUAGAAGUACCUAGCUCAGUUGUUCCUUUUGAUGUUGGUGCUAAGCUACCUGAUGAUUUAAAUUCAUUGUUUGAUACAUCAGUCAACCACAAGAUUCCAAACAGCAAUGAGCAGCUUCAGAACAGCGAUGUCGAAGUAAAACUUUUAAAACAAUGCCCUCCUCCUGAGGAGUUGAGUUUGUUUUACCGGGAUCCUCAAGGAGAGAUACAAGGGCCAUUUCUAGGUGCUGACAUCAUCAAGUGGUUUGAAGAAGGCUUUUAUGGUAUGGAUUUACCUGUAUGUUUGUCAGAUGCUCCAGAAGGCACUCCUUUUCGGCCACUUGGUGAAGUUAUGCCACACUUGAAACUAAAAUCUCAAUCUGUCCCUGCUAACGUUUCUGGCGAAAAAUCUGAAGCAUUGGACUCUUUCAAAGGAAACCUGGAGGAUUUUAUUCCUGCUUCUGAUACUACUGAUCCUUUUGCCAUGAAUGACCCACAAUGGGCUCCAUCUAGAUUAAGGGAGGCUCCGGGUCAUCAGAUUAAGCCUACAAGUACUGAACAUGAAGCUUCUGUAGAUUCUAUAAAUGAUAGGUUGUUGCUUUCCAACACUGGACAGAGCUUUCCUGAUUUUGCUGGACAAGAUGCUGAAGAAGUGUUGUAUACAGGACGGCCUGCAAGUAGUCUGGAGAAACCUUUAGGGAAGCUUGCUAAUGACCAUAUUGAUCUGUCACAGACCUCUAGUGGUCUCCAUUUGAUGGGUGCCGAAAUGGGAGAAGCCAGUUUAGCCAACCAGAACAUUCCAAGAGAUAACGAUUUGAAUCCUCUUGGAUUAUUGUGGUCUGAACUGGAAGGAACUCAUCCAAAGCACCCUCUUUCAACAAAUAUAGCCAGCUUCAGUGAUCAGAGCAUUGAUAAUCAUGCAGCUGCAAGAGAUGCAUCUCGUUUUAAACACCAACAGGAUCAUUUUAGUCUGAUAGGUGACUCCCCCAAUAUUCAUGAUGCAUGGCCCAGUAACUUCAGAAGGAACGCUAAUUCAAGUGUACUUCAGGAAGCUAUUGAUUCUAGUCGCUUGUCACGCUUUGAAGCUGAAGCGAACCAGUUCAGUUUAGAAGAGCACCUGCUUUCCCAGCAGUUACAGAAACAGCAUCUUCAACAGCAACAGUUGCUUGCUCAUCAAAACUUGGAUUUGGCUGGGCCAUUUCUGGAGCAGAUCAGGAGUUCUGUCCACCAACAGCAGUCAAUUGGUCAACCUACACCAGAUCUGGAGCAACUUUUUAAACUUCAGUUUGAACAGCAGCAUUAUUUUCAGCAGUUGCAGCAACAACAUCAACUGCACCAGCAACAACAACAGCUUCAUCAACAUCGGAUGCAAUUGCUGCAGCAGCAUCAGCAACAGCAGCAGCAGCAGCAGCAGCAACAGCAGUUGCUUCUGGAGCAAUUGUUGCAUCAGCAAUUACAGAACCCUGGGUUUGGAGCAUUGAAUGUCGACCGUCGACGGGCAAAUAACAUGCUUGAUGAGGUUUUAUUUAGGCAGCAGCUCUUGAAUGAGCCACAACAACAGUCUCGGCAUCCACCGCUGCACCAUGACCCAGCUAUUGAACAGCUUAUCCAAUCAAAAUUUGGGCACAAUCUCCAAAGGGAAAAUCACGAUGAUGUAUUGGAUUUCUUAUCUCAUUCCAAGCGCAGGCAGAUGCUUCCUUUGGAACAGCAACUUCUUCUAGGUCUUCAGCAGGAGCAGCUGGAAGCACGACAAUUCUCUAUUCCAUCGAGGCAACCACUUAGCAUGGAAGAAGAGAGGCAUGUUGGUGGGGUUUGGUCAGUUGAUGAAUCUGGCCAGUUCAUCAGGGCAGCAACUGGUCCACAUCAGACUCAUUCAGCUAGACUUAACCAAUUAGAUUUUAUGCAGCCCCCUCAGAGGCCCUUGUCCUUUGAGCAACCCAGCCAACUUGAGCAGAACUUUAUAUUGCAUGAGCAAAUGCAGCGAGGGCUUUAUGAACCAACCCUACAUCCAGUUGAAAGGUCAAUUCCCCUACCUGCAGGUACUCUUGCGCCAAAGGUAGAUUUUGUUAAUGGCCUAGGACGGUUUCAAGGACUGGAUACGCAGGAACAGCACAGUCAUGUGCAAUCAUCAGGCCAGAUGGGACAGUUUCCUUCAACUAUUCGUUCUCAUCAACGUCGGAUUUCUAAACAGGUUUCUGGUUCGCACAUGGAUGCAAUGGAGAGGCAUUGGUCCGGGUCCAACGGGCAGCUACCAAAUAACGUAAUAGAACCACAUUUCAAUCAGUUGCAGGUAGAAGCAGAAAGACAGAGGAGGGAUAUGACAGCAAAUUGUACUGUUGAGGACCCAAAUUCUUGGGCAUCGAUUGUAGGAAAUAGUGGGAGCUCAGAACGUGGAUUAGGAGACUUGCUUCACCAAAAACUGGUUCUUGAAUCUCAACAGUCAUUGGGAUUUGUAGAUAGUGUUCCUACAUCAUCCUAUGAGCACAGGGAUCCGUCAUGGCUUUAUUCACGGUCUGGCACUGAUAAUAAUUCCUUUAAUCUUACUUCUGAUAGAGUGGGCUUGGGUGAUUCAUUGUCAGAAGGUUCUCUUUUCGCUAAAGUAGGACAUGCACCACGUGAGCGAUUGGCGAAUGUAAAUUUGGAAGGACAAGGUAAUAGCUUUGAAAGCAGUAGAAGAUUAGCUUUUCGAUCUAAUUCUGGAACAUUACCUGAACAGAAACACCUCCUUUCAGAUAUUGUUGAAAUUGAAAACAAGCAUCUUGUAGAAUCUAUGGGUGGUGAUGCAUCUAUAGAGGGAAUAAAUUUCUCUGAUGUGAAGGAGGGGAAGAAGGGGAAGAAGCAUGGUUCUAAGGGCAAAUCAAUGGAUAAAUUAGUUGUGGACACUCUGGAAAGUGGGGUGGAGCAACUAAGUGGCAGAGAUCAUGGAGAUCUGAAAGUUAGUGGACCCGUUAGACAUGCCUCAUUUGGCAGCACUGGUAAAGUUGGAGGCUUCUUCAAUUAUGAAAUGGGAGUUGAUAAUGCUUAUAGUGAAGAGAUGAUUGAUGAUGGGAUUGCUGGUGCACUUGUAAAAGGGGCCGAUAAUUCCUUACUGAAAUGUGCCCAUGAUCUGCAUGUUGCAUCAUCUCAUGGAGCAUUAUCAGAGCUAGUUUCUGCUCCACCUAUCAAGGGGAAGAAUUCUACUAGCUUUGCAUCUCCGGAGGAGGGGAGACGAGAGCCGGGAGGUAAUCUGAUUGUCCGGACUUCAGAAACUCCAGCCUCAAACAGAAAGGACCUGAGAUUUCGUCGUAGAUCUUCAAGCAGCGAUGCUGAUGUACCAGAACCUUCAUUUAUUGACAUGCUGAAGAGCACCAGAAAGCCCUUGCCGGAUGCAGAUUCUUCCAUUGGUGCUGUCGAGCCCAUGGAUGCUGGCCUGGGUGGAAAGAGCAGCAGGAAGAAAGGGAAGAAGGGUAGGCAGAUUGAUCCCUCUCUUCUUGGUUUCAAGGUCCAUAGCAACCGCAUUUUGAUGGGUGAGAUCCAACGCCCAGAUGAUUGAGUGCUGAUCCUCUCGUGUCUUUUACACAUCAUCUUUUUUGAAAUGUGUACAAGUUUGUGUACAGUUCUGGUUGUGGAAAUUUUUCAUUUUUACAGUUUUUUUUUGCCUUUGCCCCCUCACACUUGGUAAAUCAGAAAAGAAGCAGGGUUAGUGGAAUUCUUUUUGAGUAAAAGAAAAAAAAAUGCGGGUAAUAUUGGUGUAAACAUUUGUACAGACAAAUGAAAUAAAUAGAGCAUGUCGCUUCAUUCUGGUGUUCC